AUGGCUCCCAAAGCCAAGGCCGACAUUUCACUCUUAUUUCACCCGAAAAAGAACAAGAAAAGCACGUCGAUUUCUUCGCCACGACCACCUCCACCUAACUCUGCGCUCAAUGGCUCUCGACCCAGCUCUCCACCAAACGCUGACGAUGACGAGGCUGACCUGCAACUACCUGACGGCCCAUAUCAAGAAUUUCGAAUAAUGUCUUCGGCGCUCAACGGGUGGAAAUACGACGUGAUGAAGUUUGAUUCAAGGAAGAGUGUUGAUAUUCUGCGCUGGCAAGGACCGAUAAAGCUGAACAGGAAAGAUUUGAGGAGAGAGGAUCCGUCGAUGAGCGGUGCCGGGCAGGCUGUGCGUCCUAUGCUAGGUCUCGAUGGACAGCCCGUUAUCGGUUCCGACGGCAAGACAGUCAUGGUCGACAGCGAAGGACGACCUGUAACGGAGAACGGAGCUUCUGGUAGCGGUGCAGGCAAGGGCAAGGGACUUACGAAUGGGAAGAAAAAGUUUCAAAAGAAGACUCGACAGGUGUUUAUCGUCCCGGAUGAGGUCCGGAAUUUGAGGAAGGAGGAGAGAUACCCUUGGGUCAUUGAAGAUGCUCCUGGCUCAGAAGUAUGGACUGCUCAGCUCGACGAUUUAGGCAAGGCAGAAACGCAUGCAUUUUUCAUGCCUGCUGCCAACGACGUGUUCAAGUUUGUCCCUUCACAUCGGUACUAUAAGUUUCAGAAGAAGCUCAAACAUGACAUGCCUACGGAUACUACGUCUGUGGAAUCUGCUUAUCAGAAGAGUCUUAAGCGGGACCCGUCGACCUGGCUACACCAGAGAAAUGGCAAGGGCCCGUCAGCCGCCACAGCUGCCAUGUUCAAAGCCGAAGCUGACGGGCAGCCACAAGCUAAUGGUUCUCUCGUACAUCAAGCGCAACAGAGUCUCGGACCCGGUGGACGCAGGCUGAAAGCUGUUGACAGCGGUGCAGAUGACUUAUUUGGAGAAGAUGACGAGGAUAACGGUGCUGCGAAACGGCGGGCCAAGGAGUUCGGCGGUGAAGGUGAUAUGGACGAAAUGGUGUAUGAAGAAGAUUUUGCGGACGACGAGGAAAAGAUGGAUGUAGAAGACACGAAUGACCAGGAGGCCAAGGAGCUUGAGGAACGACUGAAGAAAGAAUACAAGAACGCGAACAAGACCCGCGAGGGUUAUAUCGACGAGUCCGACGAAGAAGAGGAGAAGCCGGGGAUGACUAAACAAGCGAAGAGAAUGCAGAAAAUGCUCCGCGCUCGAGAGGGGAAUGAUGUUUACGAAAGUGAGGAGGAAGAAGAUAAUCCUUAUGCUUCAUCUGAAGAAGAAGAGGACGAGGAGGAAGAAAUUGUUCCUCAAACUGGUCCUGCAGUUCAGCCCCAGUCCAAAUCUCCGACACCGUCACAAACAUCCAGUUCCAACCUAGAGUUAAUGAAAGCUACUACUCAAAUCAAUGGUGCUGUACACACGACCGCAUCCCGUGCUACAUCCCCCGUUCCAGGUCUCGGCGGACAUUCUGUUGUCGCGAAACGCGCUACUAGUCCGAAAGUGCCAAAAAUCAAGCCAAAUUUGACUAAUACUGGCCGGAGUGGCAGCCCUCUCGCUAGUCGUGCAAGUAGCCCUGUAUCACCAGUUGGCGCCGGCGGAAUGACAACCGCCACUUCCCCCACUCCAGGGAGUAGAGCAGGUAGUCCUGCGGCAGUCAAUGGGGUUCAGAACGGGCAAUCACAAAACAAAAAACGCAAAGCCGAAGAGGCUGGAUCAUUGUCACCUACUCUUCUGUCAAGCAACGGUCCGCCCAAACCAAAAAAACGGAAAGCACACCCAACAACGGCAGUAGCGAUACCGGCGGGACCACUAGAAGAACGGUUAUUAAUCGAGUGGUUGAAGAAUACUCCAACUGCCAACGCAUCAACCAGGGAGUGUAUACAAUACUUCACUCCCUACCUCACGGACGAGGAAAAGAAGGCGCAGUUUACAGGGCUCGUAAAGGAGAUCGCACAGCUGAAGAAUGGAGUGUUAAUUUUGAGA
Lentinula edodes (shiitake mushroom) is the source of this 2037-nucleotide messenger RNA. RefSeq lists its product as uncharacterized. Lineage: Eukaryota; Fungi; Basidiomycota; Agaricomycetes; Agaricales; Omphalotaceae. Gene Ontology annotation, molecular function: TFIIF-class transcription factor complex binding; RNA polymerase II general transcription initiation factor activity; DNA binding. The annotation marks the transcript as partial. The record is from RefSeq and is a predicted model, not a curated record. The transcript has 5 exons. Gene Ontology annotation, biological process: positive regulation of transcription elongation by RNA polymerase II; transcription initiation at RNA polymerase II promoter. Gene Ontology annotation, cellular component: transcription factor TFIIF complex; nucleus.